Messenger RNA from Colletotrichum scovillei, 5910 nucleotides. RefSeq lists its product as uncharacterized. The coding region runs from base 3211 to 5697 and encodes 828 amino acids. The record is from RefSeq and is a predicted model, not a curated record. Lineage: Eukaryota; Fungi; Ascomycota; Sordariomycetes; Glomerellales; Glomerellaceae. The transcript has 3 exons.
GCAAACAAUCCACCACUCUGCGGAUACGAGCUAGAUGCCUCCCCCUGAAUAGAGGCGCUUGCCGUACGCUGGUGAGCAACUUUGGUAAAUUAACGCGUUAUGGUGCCCAGCUCGCCCUGUCAUUGUAAGAAAAGCGCAAUUGGGACGCUCACGCACCCACCUAGAGAGAGAGAGAAACCAGAAAAGAAGUAUGGAUUGGGUUCUGUCCGUUUGUGAAGCCAAGCAGCAGAUUGCGGCAUUGCUGCCGGUAAUCGCCGUUUCCUACUGCGGUGUCCGUCGCCAUGAUGCACCCGGCCGCAACAUUGAGAGUGGCUGUUUUCUGUCACAUUCUCUGAUGCAGCUGAAAAGUUGACGUGUCGAUGCUUUAACGUGAUGAUGCUCACACAAUCUCGUUUCCGGUUGAUUCGUGGAAAUGGUCCUUUGCAGAAGGGAGAAGCAAAGAUUAGCGACGGAAAAGAAAUAUCGGCAGCUGCGAGGCGUCCAGAACAUCUACAAAGUACCUAAUCCAGUACAUGUGACUAAGCUGACUAUAUGGCAGGUGUGACGCGGUACCUGACUUCCCGGACUCAGACUCAGACUCGGCCUCAAGAGUGACGGUUUACGACUCACGAGUACCUUGAGGUUCGCCAACUCUUUCCUGUAACACGGCGGGAUUUCCAUCAACAUCAAUUGAUCAAUUAAUCACCAACAUCGAAGAAAUAGUUUACGUCCCCGACAUCCGUCACACGAAGCAAUGCCUCGAAAUUAUACCAUUUUUCCGCCACCACCCAGAAUAGAGUCGUUCUGGGCAACUUCGUUCGCAGUCCAUUCAGCUGGAACUAGCAAAGCUCACACCGCACACCGCACACCGUACUGAGGUGGCAGACCCUGCAAUCAUUGAGCACCACCGCAGCUAGCGCCGGAGACUCGAUGCUUUUCCAGCAUUGUGGCGACCUGAGCAACCAUACGCAUGACAUCUCGUUGACUCGGCCGUACUCCCUUGCCUUGCCUUAUGCUUAUCGACUUGUUGGGCUUGCCAUCUUGGAGCAAUUUGACGCGGCACACACGCCAGCCUCCAAGAUUGAUAAUUGACUUUCGAUGCGUCAUUUCAGUUCCAUCGAAUCGCGGCCAACACAUCCGAGAAACAACACCAGGGGCGAAUCCCUGAGUGAUCUGCUUCCGCCCGCUUCCAAUCAGCAGGGGGCGCAGAAAAGAUGUCUCGCACACGCACAUCUACAUCAGGGGCCGGGUACCCUCAACCAUGAUCAAUCCAGGGCCAGGCACAGGCACGCUCAUUGAAAGUAUGCAAGCAAGAUGGACACAAUGCAAGAUGCAGGCGGACUACGCUUCAAAACAGAUGAGCGGAGAAACGUGUCGUCAACAUGGUUCGAUACGCGCCGUUUGGCGGGACGACGCCUGCUUUGAUGCCACUGCCGGUCGACGACUAAUGCCUCACGAAUACCAAGAACAAACACCCAUCCGUCUGCGCCGUUAACCGCGACCACUUGGUUCGGUAGGUAUUCCAAACGUCGAGCCCACCUUGACAAAGUCCAGUUUUUCCAAGACCAACGGAGCAAAGCCAUACGCUACCGACUGGCGUUGUCCAACAGGAAUUCUUUGACUUUGUUCCUGGGACACACUAAGAUGGCUAGUCCUGAGACCAGUCAGCUGGUGCUGCCAAUAAAAGCAGCUGGCAAAUGGGCUUCUUUCCAACCCUCGUCGAUUGCUUUUUCUCCGAGGUGGCACCAAUUACGACGUCUGACCCCUGAACCCAGUGCCAUGUUUUCUUCUUUCUCGGAUCGGCAGAGUACCCAGCAUCGUGGAGGCGCAUCGUCGUCCUUUGGAACAGAUCCAUGCUUGUUUGCGCUUGCAACAGCUAUCAAGAUCUGGAAUCUCCCCCAAUGCUCUAGGAUAGCAUUCAACCUCGAAACCCAGGCACAACUCAACUUCGAUUACCUUGGCACUGGCAGCCGAGACCAAUCAGGCUGUUUUGAUAGAUGGAUUGCCUUGGGCUUUCGGUUUGGCGAUCGUGGUGCGCCAGCCAAAGUUCACCGAGAAGCGUGGGAACGAGAGGCCUCAUCCACUUGCACUCGAGUCGGACAGCAACACCAACGGCCGGAGGUCCUGACAUACUACAGAGAACUAGACCAUGAAACAGGCUUGUAAGCCGUUUCGUGCUCUUCACACCUUUGUUGUCACUUUCGCACGGGCCGCGGUCCAUCCCAUUCCCUCCCAUCCGACCAUCUAUCCGUCUGCUUACCUGUUUUCGAAACCUUGAUGCGCCAUUUCGUCCGAGCAACGAGUCUUGUCACCACCACACCACACCAACAAGCCUGUUCUAAGCUUCUUUGCCACUCCUGCGCCAUUCCUCAAGGCGCUCAGAAGCCUGUUUGCAUCCCAAGACAAACAGAUGAUUCGGACAUGUGGAAAUCAGCAUCUGAUUGAAGCUUGCCCUGCUCCGCCCAAGAGUAGGCAACCUGGAACUCUGGUUAUCUCGCGACGCUUUCCAAAGUAUAGUCUUUCUCGCCACACGUUGUGUAUUGAGGACAGACUUCGUCUUCUACGAUGUGCAGAAGGUAGCCACCCGUUCAUGUGACGAAUGAUGGGUGGGCAGCGAUCUGGCCCUUGAACAUUCCUGCUCUUCAGAAGGAAAAAAUCUCAAUGUCUCGAUACUUGGCCUUUGACGGAAACCAUGGCUCUUCCACGGGUGUGUGCUCCAUCACACCAUGCAACUCGGAGCAGCCACGCUCGGGGACAUGGGUAUCGCAUCGUUUGACUGCACGAAGCCUUCGACCUGGGCCCAAAACACGGUCUAGCGUAGACUAUUUUCUGCUCAUUCGCUCCGCUCCGUCAUGUAUAUGCACGCACUUCAGCCUUAGCACCCUUACACGACUCGUCGUGUCGCAUUGUCCCUCCUUUCCUUUUUCUUUAGUCCGCCUAGGUUCUAGGAUCUGACGCUAUCCAGCCCACCCGCUCGGCUUUUAGACUCCUCUCUCCCCCUUCUACCGGUACCCUCUUCCUUCUUAUCGUCGUCGUCUGUUCCAUUGUCUUUUCACAUCGCAAUCGUAUAUGCGGUGAGGCCUCGGUCUCUCGGUGCUCAACUAUCUUCCACUCUUUGAAUUUCGCCUUCAACAUCGCUUUCGAGGGGAAGCAACCUUGAGUCUGCUGUCAGUUCACAGCCCACCUAAUUGUCUCGUGUAGUCGCCAUAUGGAGGGCAAAAGGCUGCGACAAUGGGCUUCUUGAAAUUCUUCUCGUCCAAAAGGUCAUCUGACAAGUCAUCAAACGGCAUCAAGGCGCAAGCAUAUGAUGCUACGACAGCAUCUCUUCCCCCGCUUCUAGGUACCUACCCGGUUGCCGGCAAUGGGCCAACCAAUGUCUUCGAGGACCUUCAACGGUCUCACCAUAAGAUGAGCGAAACCAAUUUGUCUCUUGCAGCGGGUUCCGAAGCUUCUGCCCCGGCACCGCCCGUCUUGCGAUUCCGUGAUUCCAGCAUCGAGCGCCCGAAUUCUGCGCCGGGCAGCGCUGUACCUCCCAGCUUUUCACCGUCUCCGUCCGGCCGUUGGGGGAGAGACUCAUCGAGGGGUCCGCCUUUGUCGUUUAGGAAACCACGAAUCGGGUCACUUUCAUCGACGACGUCUGGUCUAUCGGGACUAUCUCCCGCUCCACAACGAAGCGGCAACUCUACAGCAAUACCGUUCGAGGGAGAUCCGUUUCGCCCACCAACUGCUCCCUUCACCCAUAACCGCCACCUUUCCAUGCAAAGUACAAGCACAGCUGCAGUCAGAGGCUUCAUUGAUCUGCUGGAUGCACAAUCCGAGAUCAAGCCUUCGGGGUUUCAGAGUCGAGUGAAGGCUUCGGGCGCUCGGGAUUACGGAGAAGAUGUUGCUGACCGCAACAUUGGCGAGAAUGGAGUAGACCUUGAAUCCGACAAAGUCCAAGCAUUUUACGCAACAAACGGUGGUAGUCCGCGAGAUCGACACAACGGCGCGUUUGCGGCUCCAUCAAGAGCCCAAUUUGGAGACAAAGAACAAACGUUUAAGCCCCCCCGACGCCACGAUUCACUGGACAUCGAGGCCCGCACGAAGUCUCUGACAUCGGCGAGCCUCGGCCAGGUCCCAUUCCGAACUAAUAUGUUCAAUCCUGAACGCUCCCUCAGCCACGAGCCAAUCAUGGAGUCUGUUUCGGAGACGAUUCGUGGCCGUCGAAGGCAAUCGCUAGGUGCUUACAUACCGACGACGCCAUCGAAUGCAACAAACGGUAGAACGCUGAGUCUAAGAAAAUCGACAGCGGAUGCUUCUGGAUCCCCAAAUGGUCGACAGCACAAGAGGCGAUCUACUCUCGGAGGCGAAGCUCCCCUGAACGAAUUGGGCAUCUUUACAUCUGGGAGAGGGCAUCUUGAUCCAUCGAUGUCACCAAAGACGACCCAAAAGCCAACGUACUUGGUCAAGCACAACUACUCGUUACCGGUCCAGCAACGACCAAAGACCUCGUCAGGUCUUGUCCACACUGAAUCAUACCAGGCGGUGAGGCCGCCAUCCCGCGGAGGGUCAGUAGCCAGUCCCACAUUCUCCUCCCCAACCCAGAAGUCACCAUCCAAACGGCACACCCUCUCCGCGAUAGGCGGUGCGGCAGCAUCUACCCGUCCUACCGAGUGGCCGCGGAAUGCGAAGCUCGAUGGGGAGCCCGGCACAAGAGGAUGGGUCGGCCGAGUUGAGGUUGAGAGCUUUGUUGAUUAUGCGGAUGUGUCCUCACCGGCGCCUUCACCUCAUGUGAUGAGAAGUGGCCACUCGUGGCGUGAAGCCCAGGAUGAUUCUUGCUCACGAUCCAAGAGUAACGGAGCACCAUUCGGAAAGAGCAAGCUGGACGAGAUCUACGAACAUGUGCCAAUGCGUACGAGUAGCCUUCGGCACUGGUCGAUUUCGUCGGCGACCCCCACGAUGUCGAGCACCAGCUCCUUUCAACGACCUCAUUCCCGACACACGACAACGACGACGGUAGAUCUGGCUACCAUGUCGUCCUUCCUCAAUGACAGCUGCAGCUCCUUACACAGCGGUACAGGCGACCAUGCAUCGUUCUGCACAGCACUGGAGAGUGCCUUGCCCUCUCCAAUUACGCCGGCAAAGCCCGGAGAUGCGUUCAACAUUGACGACUAUUUGUCGUCAGACGACGACAUCGACGCCGACUCGUUCAUCACCACGCGGAAACGUGGUUCAGCACAUAGCGGCGACCACGAAGAAGGGCUCCUCUUCAGCGACGAAGGGUAUGGCGAAGGCGGUCUUCAGUUGCCGGGUCUCUUUGACAGCCUAUCCAAUAUCCCGGACCCAGAGACCACGUCGCCGGAGCGGUUUGGCCAUACAUAUUCCCUCGGUAACCCCGGUGGUCGUUUACAUCGAAAGUUCUCUUUAGACCCCAGGAUUGAAGCGCCAAUUUCUACUUUUGAAGAGGGCGAUGGUGACGCCGAGGACGAGGGCGAUGACCUGUUCGAUAUCCCCAUGCGAUCGGACCUGGCUCUCGGGCGCCGGGGCACGCGGAGGAUCUCGGCACUGGGAACCAUGUACCAGAGUAUUGAGGAGGAGAAGGACGAGAAGGUCGACGUCCGGGCCGCCGUCCGGCUUCGAAAGGAAGACAAGGCGCGGCAGCGGGCGUUGGCUAGAUUCAGCAGAGUGCAACAUAGGAGGGUUUCCCAGUUCGAGGAGAAGCAGGGCGGUAGUGAGUGAGCGCGUUGACUGUGUCGUUUCCAGCGAGUGAGAAAGUAGUAAGGCGCAAGAGCGAUUUGUCCGUGUUAUCGAGGAGUUUUAGGGGGCUAUACCCAGGGAUAUCUUAUCAGGGAUCUCGGAAGGAGACGGGAACGAAGAGUAAGGGUCGGGACAUGGAGCUCGCCGGGCGCAUAUUUUGGGUGAUGUCACGAAUCACGUCUGCUUUGUUGGCCG